Messenger RNA from Rhagoletis zephyria (snowberry fruit fly), 2346 nucleotides. RefSeq names its product tRNA (cytosine(34)-C(5))-methyltransferase Nsun2 (gene Nsun2). Gene Ontology annotation, biological process: tRNA methylation. The record is from RefSeq and is a predicted model, not a curated record. Lineage: Eukaryota; Metazoa; Arthropoda; Insecta; Diptera; Tephritidae. Gene Ontology annotation, cellular component: cytoplasm; nucleus. Gene Ontology annotation, molecular function: tRNA binding; tRNA (cytidine-N5)-methyltransferase activity.
AAUGAUGUAGAUAAUAAUCGCUGUUAUAUGUUGGUGCACCAAGCGAAAAGGCUUAAUUCACCUUGUUUCGUGGUAACCAAUCAUGAUAGCAGUUUCUUUCCUAAUUUGCUGGAAAGUAAAGCAGAUGGUAGUAAAUCAAUAUUGAAAUUCGAUAAGAUUUUAUGCGAUGUUCCAUGCUCUGGUGAUGGCACGCUACGCAAGAAUCCUGACAUUUGGACCAAAUGGAAUUUAGCACAGGCCUACAAUUUGCAUGGUAUUCAGUAUCGUAUUACACGUCGUGGCGCUGAAAUGCUCAGCGUUGGCGGCCGUUUAGUCUACUCGACCUGCUCCUUAAAUCCUAUUGAGAAUGAGGCUGUGUUGCAACGUAUUAUUGCUGAUGCAGAUGGCGCUUUAGAGAUUGUAGAUGCUUCGCAUUUAGUGCCAGGAUUAAAAUAUAAGCCUGGUAUGACCAGUUGGAAGUUGGCAACAAAGGAAGUUGACCAAAUAUUUACCAGUUUCGAUGAGGUGCCUGAAAAGUAUCACACUAUCAUUAGACCUAAUAUGUUUCCGCUGCCACAGGAGCAAAUUGAACAAAUCGGUUUAGAAAAAUGCAUACGCGUGCUUCCCCACCUUCAAGACUCUGGUGGUUUCUUUGUCGCUGUCAUUGAAAAACGUCGUCAAUUACCUUUCGAGAAGAACGACUUACAGUCGCUGCUCGAAAAGCCCAAACCCGAGGUGAAAUUAGAUGAAAAUGGUCAACCUAUCGAGGAAAAAUCUGUGCCAUGGGGACCACAGCGAAAGCGCCGUCGUCUACAUGGCUACAAAGAAGAUCCGUACAUAUUCUUCGAGGAGCAGGACGCCGAUUGGGAUGAGCUCAAAUCAUUCUUUGCUCUCGAUGAUACGCUAAAUAAACGUUGCCUGCUCACACGCUGCGUCACCGAUAAGAAAAAGAAUAUCUACUACUGCUCAGAGCCUAUACGUGAUAUGGUUUUGUUAAAUGAGGAUACCAUAAAAAUCAUUAACACAGGCGUGAAAACUUUUGUACGCUGCGAGAAUCGUCACACGAUGCAUCCGUUCCGCUUGGCCCAAGAAGGUCUGCAGACAUCAAACGCAUUUAUGGGCGCUAUACGCCGCAUAGAAAUCUCAAGGGAAGAUUUGAUUUUACUGCUCAAUUGUACGGAUCCCACUAAGCCACCUUCAACGCUGCAGUUGGCACCGGAAACUCAAGAGCGUUGCAAAGAAUUGGGUGUUGGCAGCUGUAUAUUGAAAUACGAGGAUCCACGUUUCACAUUAUUCCUUGUAGGUUGGCGCGGUUCUUCUAGCUUGCGCGCCUAUGUGGACACCAAUGAGACAGUGCAUGUAUUGCGUCUAUUGGGUGCCGAUAUAAGCAAGUUUGAAGUCAACAAGUAUGAAAAAGCUAAAGAGGCUGCGGCUGCCGCAGCGGCGGCGGCUAUUACGGCUGCUGAGGCGCCAAAGGCUGAUGUGCCUGCUGACGAGAAGGAAAUGGCUGUGGAUGAGCAGGAGGAAAUGGCUGUGACUUCAACUGAGACAACCAAUGAUGUGGACGUAGCGCCAGUCGCUGAAUAAUUCAAUUAGCUAGCGUACAAUUUAAAUAUUAUUAUUGUUAACCUUUAGUUACGAUAUACAUUUUUUUUUGUAAAAUAACACAAUGAUACACUCAUUUUUGUAUGCAUUAGUUAAACGAAAAAUUGUUGUUUGAAAUGCAAAUAUAUUGUAUAUGAGCAGCUGAUUAAAAGCCCGUUGCACACCCUCUACAAUCGGAUAUAGGCAACCUUAACGUACCAGAUUUAUAUCAGUUUUUAUUUUGUGUUCCAUAUCAAAAAAUGCAGAUAUAGAAAACUUUAGUAAUCGCCUGUGAGUAUGCUUCUUUCGGGUAUUGAAAAAGAAAUCUAAGCCAAUGAUAUGCAAGUAGCGCCUUUAGUCAGACUUUAAUUUUCUUAGGCCAUACAUUCAACUGAUCUCUGCUGUAACAACAAACGGAGAAAUCACAGUUGAAUGCUCUCCUGAUUUUUUUGGUAACUAGCUGAUAAGCCAAACGAUCAUAAAAAAUGCCGAUAUUAUCAAAGUGAUAACCCAAUAUACAAAUCUAGAAAGAACGGCUGAUUAGAUACAUUCAAAAAUAUGCAAAACGAAAGAAUUUAUGAGCAGCAAAUGGUGUGCGGCUGAAGGUUAAAAGCAUAGGAUGGAGUAAAUUAAUUUUCAUUUUACCCACUGGUCUUAAGUUUAGAGUCGAGACGAGCAGCGCAUAGCAGUGAAAAUGUGGCUGCAGAAAUUACUGAAUUAUUGGAUAUACUGUGGUUCGUGCAUUGCGGCCAUAAGCGGCGAGGUAACAAGCGCAGAAAUUAA